This is a messenger RNA of Chenopodium quinoa (quinoa), 2702 nucleotides long. RefSeq names its product long chain acyl-CoA synthetase 8-like. Gene Ontology annotation, cellular component: endoplasmic reticulum; membrane. Gene Ontology annotation, molecular function: long-chain fatty acid-CoA ligase activity. The transcript has 12 exons. The record is from RefSeq and is a predicted model, not a curated record. NCBI's taxonomy places the organism in Eukaryota, Viridiplantae, Streptophyta, Magnoliopsida, Caryophyllales, Amaranthaceae. The coding region runs from base 187 to 2391 and encodes 734 amino acids.
GAAUACUCCAGCAUUCUCUGUGCUACUCCGUAGUUUGUACAUGCUCUUAUGUCCUGUCUCCCAUGACCUGUGAUUCCCAGUCUUUUCGAGCUUAAACUAAAAACGAUCCAAUUUUCUCCACAAUUUCAUGCUUAACUUUCCUCAUUUCGAGGGAUAUGCUCUGUAGGUCUAAGCUAAUUUAGGCAAAUGGAAGACACGAACAUUACGAAGGGAAGUUCCUUGGGCUCACAGUUGCUGGAAAAGUAUGUGAAUUGUGAAUAUGUAGAGUUCUUGAAAAGACAAUGCCCUUACAGUGUUGUCGGGACUGUGGCAAUUGCUGUGAUAAUACCUCUAUUGCUUUCAAUCUUAUGGAUGGGAAGGAGGAAGGUGAAGCAAAGAGGAGUUCCUGUGCAAGUUGGUGGUGACGCUGGUUUGGCUAUGCGUAAUGCUAAAUUUAAGGAGCUAGUAGAGGUUCCUUGGGAGGGGGCCUCAACUGUUGCAGAUUUAUUUGAGCAAGCAUGUAAGAAAAAUGAAAACCAUCGUUUUCUUGGAACAAGAAAACUAAUUGAUAAGGAAGUGAUUCAAUCUAGUGAUGGAAGGAAGUUUGAGAAGGUGCAUUUAGGUGACUACCAAUGGGAAACAUAUGGGCAGGUUUUUGAGCGCGCUUGUAAUUUUGCAUCAGGACUUGUUAAGCUAGGUCAUGAUCUUGAUACCCGUGUGGCUAUUUUCUCUGAAACACGAGCUGAGUGGUUUAUUGCUUUGCAGGGAUGCUUGCGACAGAAUCUUACCGUGGUCACUAUGUAUGCUUCAUUAGGCGAGGACGCUCUAAUCCACUCCCUAAAUGAGACUCAAGUAUCAACCUUGAUAUGUGACUCGAAACAGUUUAAGAAGGCAGCUUCAAUACUUUCAAAGUUGGAAACAGUUAAAAACAUUAUUUACUUUGAGGAAGAUAAUGCUUUGAGUGAUACUGGCAUUUAUGAUGAUAUGGAUGACUUGAACGUAUCAUCUUUUCAUGAAGUUGAGAAACUUGGGAAGAAUCAUCCUUUGGAGCCAAGACUUCCUAAGAAGGAGGAUAUUGCUGUUGUUAUGUAUACAAGUGGCAGCACAGGAUUGCCUAAGGGAGUUAUGAUGACUCAUGGAAAUAUAGUAGCAACUGCUGCAGCUGUCAUAACUGUGGUUCCUGGUCUUGGAAGAGAUGAUGUGUACUUGGCAUAUUUACCUCUAGCUCAUGUUUUGGAAUUGGAAGCUGAGACGGUAAUGUUGGCUUCAGGUGCUGCAAUUGGUUAUGGCACAACAUUGACUUUGACUGAUACCUCAAAUAAAAUAAAGAAGGGAACCAAGGGAGAUGUGUCCGUACUACAGCCCACUCUCAUGGCAGCAGUUCCAGCUAUCAUAGACCGUGUCCGUGAUGGGGUUCUUAAAAAGGUUGAAGAGAAGGGAGGUUUUGUUAAAACACUAUUCAAUAUUGCUUAUAAACGUCGUCUAACUGCUGUAGAAGGAGGUUGGUUUGGUGCUCGGGGACUAGAGAAAUUGCUAUGGGAUGUUAUAGUUUUCCGUAAAAUUCAGUCAGUUCUUGGUGGGCGCAUUCGUUUUAUGCUUUGCGGUGGAGCCCCGUUAUCUGGAGAGUCGCAACGUUUUAUUAACAUCUGCAUGGGGGCGCCUAUUGGACAAGGAUAUGGUUUGACAGAGACUUGUGCUGGUGCAGCUUUCUCUGAGUGGGAUGACACUACUGUUGGACGUGUUGGUCCUCCUCUUCCAUGUUGCUACAUUAAGCUUGUUUCUUGGGAAGAAGGUGGAUAUACAACAUCAGACAAACCAAUGCCCAGAGGGGAGAUUGUGAUUGGUGGGCAGAGUGUGACAGUUGGCUACUUUAAGAAUGAAGAUAAAACUAAAGAAGUCUACAAGGUUGAUGAAAGUGGGAUGCGCUGGUUUUACACGGGUGACAUUGGUCGAUUUCACCCGGAUGGAUGCCUUGAAAUCAUCGAUAGAAAGAAAGAUAUUGUAAAGCUUCAACAUGGAGAAUAUAUCUCCCUUGGAAAGGCCGAGGCAGCCCUUAUGUCAAGCAAUUACGUGGAAAAUAUUAUGGUACAUGCAGAUCCAUAUCAUAAUCAUUGCGUAGCACUUGUUGUUCCUUCACAUUCAGAAUUGGAGAAGUGGGCUCAAGACUAUGGCAUCCAGUACAAAAGUAUUUCUGAGCUUUGUGACCAUCCUGAAGCAAUCAAGGAAGUCCAAGCAUCCCUGUCAAAGGUUGGAAAGGGUGCAAAGCUGGAUAAGUUUGAAAUUCCUGCAAAAAUUAAGCUGUUACCUGAUCCAUGGACUCCCGAUUCAGGAUUAGUCACAGCCGCCCUUAAGUUGAAGAGGGAGCAACUUAAAACCAAGUUCAAGGAUGACCUUGAAAAAUUAUACGCAUGAUGGAAAUGGGUAAUUAAUUUUACUUGGUACAAAGUUCACACUUUCGGCCUAGGUUACUCCUGCUUGGCCUGACUUGUAAUCUGUGGCUCUAUGCUUAAGGUUUUGUGCUGGUAAAAGACUGAAUUGUUUACAGGGCCUUAUAAUUUUUUUUCCAUUGUAAGGUUCAAAAGCAUGUCUAGCUGAGCCAAAAGACCUUUUACUUUUUUUGUGGAUAGAAUGAGAUGAGGUAUUGUUGAUGAAUACUGAAAUUUUAAGCUAUUUUGCACUGUCAGCUGAAUUAGAUUUUAUAAUUUGCUCCUCCAGUUCUGAAA